Molecule: messenger RNA, 2021 nt
Organism: Procambarus clarkii (red swamp crayfish)
Lineage: Eukaryota; Metazoa; Arthropoda; Malacostraca; Decapoda; Cambaridae
Source: RefSeq, a predicted model, not a curated record
CAGGGGAUCCCGCCCGCCACCACUCACUCUCCUCCUUAUCGCCACGAAGCAAGAUGAAAACAACUUUGGUGUUGGGAGUCAUAUUUUCGUGUAUCACAGCCACAUUUGCUGUCGUCUACAAAAAUGGAGACGAGGUUGUACUUUAUGUCAACAAAGUGGGACCCUACUUCAAUCCACAUGAAACUUACCACUAUUACCAGCUGCCUGUUUGCCGUCCUAAAAUUAUUGAACAUAAGAGUCUUUCACUGGGAGAAGUCUUGGAUGGGGAUCGCAUGGCCAAGUCAGACUACCAAAUCAAAUUCAAAGAAAACCUCCAGAACCGCAAGCUGUGUGACCUGAUCCUCUCCGAGCAGGAAGUGCAGUACUUGAGAGAGGCUAUAGAAGAGCAUUACUACUAUGAGUUUGUGAUCAAUGACAUACCUGUGAGGGACUUCAUCGGUCACCUUGAAGAGUCGGGCUUUGUUCCUCAUACGCACAAGGUGUUUCUAUGGACUCAUCAACACUUUAAUAUAUAUUUCAAUGGGGACAAGAUUAUUUAUGUGAAUGCAACCAAAGAACACAAUCCCAUCAGUUUGGAUGAUGUUGAAGCACCUCUAACGGUGAAAAUUACAUACUCGGUAACAUGGAUCUCCACAAAGAUUAGUUUUGCUGAUCGUGGACACCUGGUUCAAGACAACAGUUUCUUUCCCAGGAGCUUGGAGAUCCAUUGGCUUUCUAUUAUCAACUCCAUGGUUCUUGUUUUCCUCCUCAUGGGAUUCGUCGUUAUCAUAUUGACUCGAGUACUGAAGAAUGACUUUGCCCGUUACAACAUUGAUGAAGAAGGACGGGAAGAAGUUGAUAGCGAUGAAUAUGGCUGGAAAAUCAUUCACACAGAUGUGUUCAGGUUUCCUGAGCGCAAGAGCCUAUUUUCUUCUAUUUUGGGUGUUGGUUGUCAGUUCCUUGCUGUUACAAUAGGCAUUAUUGGAAUGGCUCUCUUAGGAAUUUUUAAUGUCCACCGGCAUGGUGCCAUGAAUAGUGCGGCCAUAUUUCUGUAUGCCCUCGCUUCUGUCAUUGCUGGAUAUGUGUCAUCAACAUACUUCAGAAUGAUGGGUGGAACUACGUGGGUUUCAAACGUUAACCUUACUACCGUUCUCUUUGCAGGGCCUUUCUUCCUUAUAUGGAGUGUGCAGAACAGUGUAGCUUGGGCAUACCACUCAACGCAGGCCCUGCCCUUUACCACCAUUAUACUUCUCUUUCUGGUGUGGCUUUGCAUUGGAUAUCCUUUAACUGUGUUUGGAGGCAUCAUAGGCAAGAAUGGUCAUAUAGAAUUCAACUUUCCUUGCCGCACCAAAAAUAUAGCACGUGAAAUACCACCUGUUCCCUGGUAUCGCUCCUACUGGGCUCAUUUUGCUGUUGGUGGAUUUCUGCCAUUUAGUGCCAUUAGUGUGGAAAUGUAUUACAUUUUCUCCACUCUGUGGGGCCGGGAGCAGUACACACUCUAUGGCAUACUGGGUGUAGUGUUUGUUAUCCUGUUGAGUGUGACUGCGUGUGUGUCCAUUGCACUGACAUACUUCCAGCUGGCUGCAGAAGACUACAGGUGGUGGUGGCGAUCAGUCUUCAGUGCAGGAUCAACUGGAGGUUUUGUCCUGAUGUACUGUCUAUUCUACUAUCUGAAGCGAUCUAACAUGUCUGGUGGACUACAGACCAUCGAGUUUGUGGGCUGGUCACUCCUCACCUGUUACGUCUUCUUUCUCACCCUGGGUACCGUGUCGUUCUUUGCGUCGCUUGCUUUCGUCAAAUAUAUAUAUCGAAACAUCAAGAUGGACUAGCUGGUAGUCUAAUGCAGAUAUAACUAGGCAAGUCUUAGACAAAAAGUUUAAAUAAGUGUACUGUACAUUCCUAUCCAUAAACAUUGUAUGUGAGAAUUAUGAUGGUAGGUGUAAUGAUUGUAUACAUGAAUGUUUUUUUGCUUUAUAAGUAAUUUUUACAUAAAUCAUCAUGGUAGAGUACCAGAGGCUACAAUGCAUUUGUGAAUUUGGUCG